AUGGCAUCCGGACCCAUCAUGCUGGUCCCCCUGUGUCUGGUGGAAAACAAGAAUGAGCAGCUGUGUGUGAACCAAAAAGCCUUGAAGAUUCUUUACAAGAUUUCUCAGCCUGUGGUAGUUGUGGCUAUUGUAGGACUGUGUUGUACAGGAAAAUCCUAUUUGAUGAAUCGUCUUGCAAGAGAAAAGUAUGGAUUUCCUCUGGGCUCCACCGUGACUUCUGAAACUAAGGGCAUCUGGAUGUGGUGUAUGCCCCACCCCUCCAAGCCAAACCACACUCUGGUCCUUCUGGACACUGAGGGCCUUGGCAAUGUGGAAAAGAGUGAUCCUAAGAAUGAUUCAUGGAUCUUUGCACUGGCUCUGCUUCUGAGCAGCACUUUAGUCUACAACAGCAUGAGCACCAUCAACAAUGAUUCCUUGGAGAAGCUGCAAUAUGUGACAGAGCUCACGGAACUAAUCAGGGCAAAGUCCUCCACAAGACCUGAUAGAAUGGAAGAUUCUACAGAGUUUGUGAGUUUCUUUCCAGACUUUAUCUGGAUUGUACGGGAUUUCACCCUGGAGCUGAAGUUGAAUGGUCGCCUUAUUACUGAAGAUGAGUACUUAGAGAAUGCUUUGAAGCUGAUUCCAGGUGACAAUCCCAAAGCUAAAAACUCUAAUAAGAUCAGAGCAUCUAUCAGACAUUUCUUUCCACAACGAAAGUGUUUUGUCUUUGAUCGACCAAAAUAUGAAAAGGAUUUUCUGGCUAAUAUUGAGGAUAUUUUAGAUAACCAACUGGAUCUUAAAUUCCAGGAACAAUCAAAUAAUUUCUGUUCUUACAUCUUCACCCAUGCAAGAACCAAGACCCUUAUGGAAGAAGUUAAGAUCACUGGAAAUCAGCUGGGUACUCUAGUGGUGACUUUCAUCGAUGUCAUCAACAGUGAAGAGGUACUUUGUUUAGAGAAUGUGAUGACAACUCUGGACUUAGCUGCUGUGCAGAAGGCAGCUGAUCACUACAGCCAGCAGAUGGUCCAGCAAGUGAGGUUCCCCACAGACACACUCCAGGAGCUGCUGGAUGUUCACGUGGCCUGUGAGAGGGAAGCUGUUUCAGUCUUCAUAAAGUAUUCUUUCAAGGAUGGAAAGGGGGAGUUCCAGGAGAAGCUCAUGGAAACCAUAAAAAAUAAGAAAGAAGAAUUCUUGCUGCAGAAUGAAAAGGCAUCUUUUACAUUUUGCCAGUCUAAACUUAAUCAGAUUUCAAAAACCCUAAUGGAAAGUUUUUCAUCAGGAAGGCUCUAUGUUCCUGGAGGAUACAACCACUAUAGGGAUGCAAGGAAACUAAUUGAAUGGAGCUACUCACAAGUGCCUAGGAAAGGAGUUAAGGCAAACGAGGCCCUCCAGCAUUUCCUGAAGUCACAAGUGGCAAUAGAGGAAUGCAUCCUGCAGGCAGAUAAAACCCUCACUGAUGAGCAAAAGGCCAUAGCAGCAGAGAGGGCCAGAAAGGAAGCAAUUAAGAAAGAACAGGAGCUGUUAAGACAGGAACAGAAGGAGCAGCAGAAGAUGGAACCUCAAAAGGGAAACUUGAAGGAAAACGUAGUUCAACUGAGAGAGAAGCUGAAGAUGAAAAGAGACAAUGAUCUGGGAGAGUUAACAAGGAUCCUGGAGCAUAAAUUGAAGGUAUCUCCAGGUGUGGAUAGCCUGCCAAGUUACCACUCAGUGUUGGGGGAAUCCUCUCUUUUCCUACUUGAAAGUGUUUAUAUCAGAUUUCCUGAUCAGAUUAUGAAUUCCACAACAUGUGUGACCAUGUCGUUCCAAAGGGGAACUGAGAAUUUAUGUAAGUGGACUCAUGGCUUCCCCUAA
Molecule: messenger RNA, 1830 nt
Organism: Carlito syrichta (Philippine tarsier)
Lineage: Eukaryota; Metazoa; Chordata; Mammalia; Primates; Tarsiidae
Product: guanylate-binding protein 6-like
Exons: 10
Coding region: 1-1830 (609 amino acids)
Biological process (GO): defense response to Gram-positive bacterium; defense response to protozoan
Molecular function (GO): GTP binding; GTPase activity
Source: RefSeq, a predicted model, not a curated record